UUCCGUUUGUCUCUAUACAAAUAUAUAUCCCGUAUGCGUAUGCGUAUGCAUCUGAAAGUGGUUUCAGAGAGUGGGCAUGGCAAUGGGAAAUGAGAUUUUGAGAAAGGAUGUUGUUCCGUUUGCAGCAAUGAUAGUAGUGGUGUGUAUGGAGAUGGCAACAUCCACAAUAGCCAAAGCAGCCCUUAAUUCCGGGAUAAGCACUUUUAUUUUCAUGCUUUACUACAAUUUCCUUGGCGUCCUCCUUCUUCUUCCUGGAUUCCUCAUCCAGAGGCACAGAAGGAAUCCACUGCCUAUAACCUUCUCUAUUCUGAGUAGAUGUUUCAUCCUUGGCCUGCUCGGGACAUGUUUGACGAUGGGUUUGGGUUUCCAAGGGCUCAAGUAUAGCUCUCCUACCCUGGCUGCAGGGAUUAGUAACUUGAUGCCUGGUUUUACAUUUGUUCUUGCCAUGAUUUUCAGGAUGGAGAAGUUUGAGGUGAAGAGAAGAACAUGGCAAGCAAAAUCAGUGGGCACAGUUCUGUCAAUUAUUGGGGCAUCUAUCAUGACUCUAUAUCAAGGACCAACAAUCUUGGGAUCAUCUUCAUCUUCAUCUUCAACUUCUGAUUUGCCUCAGCACUCUCUUCUGUCACAAGAUUCCUCAAAGUGGGUGCUGGGGGGUGUUAUGUUUCUAGCCACAUACCUUUUCGCAUCCGGGUGGAACAUUUUGCAGACAGCUACUCUAAAGGAUUACCCAGAGCAGAUGACAGUAGUGUUCUUCACUACAUGCUUUGGGAGCAUCCAAUGGGCGAUUGGUUCACUACUAGUAGAAAGGACGGUAGAUGCUUGGAAGGUGCAGCCUGGCAUUGGAAUGGCUGCCAUUGUUGUUUCUGCGGUUUUAGAGCCUCUGUGUUGCAAAAAUAUUACUACUUUCUGCUUGGGCACGAAGGGUCCUCUCUACGUUGCCAUGUUCAAACCCUUGGGAAUUGUCAUUGCAGCAACUCUUAACCUUGUUUUUCUUGCGGAGGCCCUUCAUUUGGGCAGUAUUAUCGGAUCAAUAACAAUUAUUAUUGGAUUCUACGGAGUGAUAUGGGGCAUGUCAAAAGAGGUGACCAUACUUGAGCCAACUGAUAUUUUAUGUGAAAGUGGAACUGUGAACGGAACAUCCCCCCUGCUACACAAGUAACUGAACAGUGUUUAAAACGUGAUGAUUGUGACCGUAUAGAUUCCAUUAGCUACUGGUGAUGAGCCCAAAGGUGGUAAAUUUUACCGUAGAUCAUGGCCUAUGUAGUAGCGUGGAUCAUGAAGUAUGUAUCAUUAUAGUUAUAUUUCAGUUUCAUUUGAUAAUAUUGUUAUGUUUUUUAGUUUCA
Messenger RNA from Ipomoea triloba (trilobed morning glory), 1343 nucleotides. RefSeq names its product WAT1-related protein At5g40240-like. The record is from RefSeq and is a predicted model, not a curated record. Gene Ontology annotation, cellular component: plasma membrane. Gene Ontology annotation, molecular function: transmembrane transporter activity. The transcript has 7 exons. NCBI's taxonomy places the organism in Eukaryota, Viridiplantae, Streptophyta, Magnoliopsida, Solanales, Convolvulaceae. The coding region runs from base 77 to 1159 and encodes 360 amino acids.